AUGGCAAUGAACUCAUUACCCGCCAUUCCAGAAGAGAUUCGUCAACUCAUCGGCUCAUACCUCGACAGACAGACCCUCGGCACCAUCAUACAGGUCUCUCGUGCCCUCCACUCGUCAUUCAUCCCACUCCUAUGGAAACAAGCCGAGCUCCGAGGUGGAUUUUGGAACGAUUAUAUGGAGAGCGGAGCAGGAGCGACCUACAACAGUACCGACAACGAGGGCUUCGCCGAAAAAUGUAGGAGCCAACUGCCAUCGCCACCACCGUCGCCAGGACUCCACGCAUCGUCACCGUCGCCAUUGAUGAUGGAUCUGUCACUUCUGCAGGCGCGAUCUCGACAUAUCGAACACCUCACGAUCAGUGCUCCCAUCCCCUCGGACUAUUACAUGGUCGCCUUCCCAAGGCUCCGGACCCUCAUCCUCACCGACGACUACACCUCCACUGGGUCUCUGCAGGAUGUAGUCCAAUUGGCGCGUCUUAACCCAACCAUCGAACGGCUCGUCAUCAACGACAUCCAAUCCUCGCUCCCGGCACAGUUUUGGGAGACCAUCUUUUCAGAGUGGAAGAACCCUAAGAAACUGUGCAUUCGGUACAGUCCCAUCUCCAAGGAUAGCACCGCAGUUGCCGCGCUCUGGAGGGCUUGUACCCGGUUUGAAGAUCUCGAGCUCCAGGGCGUCGAUCUUCCACAUUACGCCACUGCAUCUUCUCCAGCCAUCAUCAUCAACAACAACAGCAUCAGCAGCAACAGCGACAGCGUUAACGAAGACGGUCCGUCUUCACCAUUGGUCAUCACGACGUUCCCAAAGGCGAAGCGAGUCCACCUAUCAAUCACCAUCAACGCACGCCAAACCCACUUAUUCUUUAACCCUUCCCAACAACUCGCCAUGAUGCAAUCCUGCCCAAACCUUCGCGAGUUCGUCUGGGACGGAUCCCAUUUCCACAUCGACCCACAACUCUCCUCCCAAUUCACCACCGCACUCCUCCCCAACAACAACUCCAGCAGCCCCAAUGACAGGACAACAUGCUGGCCACAUCUCGAAAGUCUCGUCCUGCUACACAUCUCCUUCCGCAGAAACGACCGCCUCCGCCGCCUGCGCCUCGCAGAAAUCUUGCGUGCCGUACCCGUCCUGAAAUCAUUCCAGAUCCGUGGUGGGGUAUGGGAACCCUUUGCGAUGAAUGCUUUGAGGGCACCCCGGAGACAUUUCGAGACAUUGGAGAAGGUUUCUGUACAGGGGUGCAAGGGGUUUUCGAGUAGUAUGGUUCAUGAGGUGUUGAGCCAGUGUGCGGGAUUGAGAGAGUUUUGUGCGGAUUUCAUAUAUGUUCAGGAUGUUGUUCUCAAUGUCGCAUCCUCAUCGACUCUAGCCUCAGGAACAGGAGCAUCAGGAGAAGGAGGAGGAGGAGGAGGAGGAGGAGGAGGAGGAGUGCAGCCAUGGGCAUGUCAGGGCCGUCUGAAACGCCUCAAAAUUUGUAUCUAUGCCACACCCAUCGACUCCACCUCCACCACCUCCGCAAACUCCAACUGCACCGCACGCCAAGCCCUCCUCCAACUCGCAACACUCACACAACUCGAACACCUCGACCUCCGUCGGAACCUCAUCGAUGAACGUCCUCUCCUGAACCUCACCCUCGCCUCUGGACUUGAUGCCCUUGUCGCUUUGACUCGUUUGCGGAGUUUUCAGUUUGAUGAUUGCUGUGGCAGUACAGAAGGAAGAGAAGGAUGGGCGAUGGGUGAGGAGGAGAUGGGCUGGAUGUUGAGCCGAUGGAGGGUUUUGGAGGAGGUAACGGGUCUGUUUAGGAGCCCGUCGAUGGCGGAUGAGGAUGAGGUUCGAGCUGUUUUCAACCAGCGCCAUAUCGCUUAUUCUUCUGUUGGAGUAGUAGAAUGGCAUUGA
Molecule: messenger RNA, 1887 nt
Organism: Linnemannia hyalina
Lineage: Eukaryota; Fungi; Mortierellomycota; Mortierellomycetes; Mortierellales; Mortierellaceae
Source: the annotation of a GenBank genome assembly